AAGCAUCAGCGUCGUCGUCGUCGUCGUCGUCGUCGGGCGCAAAAUGGCGGCGGCCGCGGCGGCGCAGCUGUCUGACGAGGCUCUCUUCUCGGAGCUGCGGCGGCUGGGCUUCUCGCCGGGCCCCGUGACGGAGAGCACCCGCCCGGUCUACCUCAAGAAGCUGAAGAAGCUGCGGGAGGAGGAGAGGGCCAGCAAGACCCGGAACAGCCACAGCAAUAACCCUUCCGCCGCCGCUGCUGCUGCUGCCGCCGCCUUCGUCCCUCCCAGGCUGGCUGCCGGGACCUCCCCUUCGGAGAGAGGCAAGGUCCUGCUAGGCUUCAGCUCGGACGAGUCGGACGCCGAGGGCAGCCCGCUUGGGAGCCGCAGGGCGGAGCGCUUGGCCUCGCGCAGGGAAGCCAGGCCUUUGGCGUCGCCGCCGCCUCCUUCCUCCUCCGCCUUGGCUCAGUCUCGGAGGAAGCCCCACGCCUGGUGGGGGGCUCGAAGGGAACAGCAGCAGCAGGAGGAGGAGGAGGAGGAGGAGGAAGAAGAAGGAGGCCUAGAAGCCGGGAAGCAGCACUGCAAGGCCCGGGCGGUGAACGGGAACCGCUUCCUCGGCGCCUCUCGCAGGGAGGAAUACUCAGACUCCGAGGACGAGGAGGAAGAUGAGGAAGAGGAGCGGCUGCUGGGGCGCCACUGCUUGGCCAGGAAGGGCAAGGCCCCUGGCUCCAUGGAGGAGGGACAGGUCUCCUUAAACAGGGCCAGAGGACGAAGCAUGGAAGAGGAAGAGGAGGGUGUCGUUUUGGGGCGCCCCACAGCCAUCGAUGGGGAGUACCUCCUAGGGCCCCGCUUCCGACAGGGCUCUUCCAGGAAGAGCCUUCCUCCUCCGCUCCUGCUCCCUGACAGGGACGGAGGCAAGGCGAGGGACGCUUUGGCCCCCCGCAAGAAGACGACCAACAACCACAUCUUCGGUAGCGGCUUCAGCCCCGAGCCCAGGAUAUAUGCGGCCGCCAACAGUUUCCCUGCCCCGGCUCCUGCCUCCUCCUCCUCCUCCAGGGUCAACCACUCCUCCAACCACACGGGUCCCAACCACGCUUACCUGAAGGACGCCUACAAGCCGAAGCUGGCUGAGCCAGAGGAGGACCUGCUCCAGCAGUUCAAGAGGGAAGAGGUCUCCACCAUCGGAGGCUUCAGCGCUCACUACCUGUCCAUGUUCCUCUUGACGGCGGCCUGUUUGUUCUUCCUGAUACUGGGACUCACGUAUCUAAGGAUGAGGGGGUCUGGAGCGGCGGAGGGUGUGGGAGGCAAUGGUAAAAAUCUGUCCAUUGGGAACCUUGAUGUAAAAGCAAACGAAACCAUUCUCAUGAAUAGCUUAUAUAUACUUCAUGAUAAACUGGCACAGAUAUCAGGUGACCAUGAAUGUGGCAACUCUGUCAAGAAAGGGCUUUCCAUCCAGGAGGCGGCUUCAUAUUUAAAAGGUUUAGGUGCAGAAUAUGAAAAUGUCUUCAACAAAUCCUUGGAAUGGAUUCUAAGUAGUGGGGAAGAUGUUGGCAUAAAGUGUAUUGGCCACAGUUCAGAUGAGGAGCCUAUAACCAAUUCAACUGAUAUAAAAUACCUAAUAUCAACUAGGCCACAGAUGUCUUUUACAUGUCGUUUUCGUCGUGCAUUUAUUACGGUGACAUGUAGAUCAUUAAUUCUGCUUUUAGUUGUAGGAAUGAUUUGGGGAGUAUUCAGGUAUAUGAAGUAUCGGUGGUCUAAAGAAGAAGAGGAGACCAGACAGAUGUAUGAUAUGGUUGUAAAAAUUAUAGAUGUUUUAAGAACCCACAGUGAAGCAUGUCAGGAAAACAAAGACUUGCAGCCCUACAUGCCUAUUCCCCAUGUCCGAGAUUCUUUGAUUCCACCUCAAGACAGGAAAAAAAUGAAGAAAGUAUGGAGUAGAGCUGUUGAUUUCCUUGCUGCUAAUGAAUCUAGAGUUCGCACUGAAACACGAAGAAUAGGUGGUGCUGACUUUCUGGUUUGGAGAUGGAUACAGCCAUCUGCAUCAUGUGAUAAAAUGCUGGUCAUACCAUCUAAAGUAUGGCAAGGACAAGCAUUUCACUUGGACAGAAGAAACUCACCACCAAAUAGUUUGACACCUUGCUUAAAGAUACGCAAUAUGUUUGAUCCAGUCAUGGAAAUAGGUGAUCAUUGGCACUUGGCAAUUCAAGAAGCAAUCUUGGAAAAAUGCAGUGAUAAUGAGGGAAUUGUUCACAUAGCAGUGGACAAAAAUUCACGUGAGGGUUGUGUGUAUGUGAAGUGUUUGUCUCCAGAAUAUGCUGGAAAGGCUUUUAAAGCAUUACAUGGAUCUUGGUUUGACGGUAAACUCGUAACAGUAAAAUAUCUACGACUAGAUCGAUAUCAUCAUCGUUUCCCCCAGGCUGUUAGUUGCAAUGUUCCAUUGAAACCAUCAAAUACACACAUGAACUCAAUGUCACAUCUUCGUCUGCGGACAGGCACAACUAAUUCUCAGGGAAACUCCUGAGGCAUUUUAUUGUUAUUAGAACUGUUGACCUACAGCAGGAACAUUUCCUGACUGGCCCUGUCUUCCACUUUUAGUACUUUUAUAUGUAACAUUUUCAUUAAACAAUGUUCAAGGAGUCACUUUUUAAAUGAUGUCUGAGCAAUGAGGCAGUAGUACUGAGUUAAAAGAACAAUUCCUCUAUAAAGUAUUUUGGAGCUCAAAACAAACCAACACAUUAUGUUUUGCAUGGCAGAUAUUGAAUUUAUUGAACAUUUUCAGAUGUGGCUGUAUUUUUGCACCAAAAGUGUUUGAUAACAGUCUAAAAGCAUGGAGAUGUACUGUAUUUCCAUAGUUCCCUGUGAAAUAAUCUUGUGGGUAUUUUGUAACAAAACCACCUACAGUUUCUGAUGGAAAGUGAGUAGAAGUGUUAGUUUCUGUCUGGUUUUGGGUUUCUGUUGCUAUAAAAGCUUCAUCUGUCUCAGCCUAGGGAUGGGGAAGAAAUGUUUUGUUAGUGGCUGCAGAGGGAAAACCAACUGAAUGCAGAUGUACCUGUUUUGUAUAUAAAUUUAGAUGGUGGUGGUGGCAUCAGCAAAGGUAAUCUUGUUUUGUGAGGAUGUCUGCAUCAAAGCAGUGAAUAAGCUUCCUAUUUUAUUCAUAACCUAAUGUUUUAUAUAUUUUGGCUGUACCAUUACAUAAAGGCCAAACACCUUGAAGUAUUAGAUUACAAGUUAAAUAUCUUUUAUAGGUUUUAUAUUAAAGUAUAUGGUUAUGAUUUUUGUGUGAAUGGUCUGUAACUGUGAUAAUGGAUUUGAAAUUAUGUGAGCAAUAAAGAAGCAGUUGGCAGGUACUCAAAAACUUGGUGAAAAGUUAUUCAUUACAAAAGGAAGACAUUGGCAAUGUACCACUGGAAAAUAUUUUCCUGUAUGGUUUUGCUAUCUAAAUAUGUAUAAAACUAAAGCAGAAAAAAUGCACGUAUUUUGGAAACAAAAUAUUGAUUGUAAGAGCUUAGAUAUGCAGUAAAAUUACUGAACAGUUGUGUGUGAUCUUAAAUGUGUGCAUUGUUUACACCUAAAACUGCAAAAUUAUUGAAAAUUAUUAGCUGAAAAUACAAAAUAAUUGGUUACAACAAUUCCUGCUGAAGCAGCAUAAUUUAUCAAUCCAGCUAGAUAAGGAAGAGAUGGGAAAUCAACCAGUUUAAGAUAAAUUUACUUAAAACCCACUUUUAUAGUAGAUAAUGAUCUGCAGCAUGAACUUGCACAAAUAAUGCACGUUUCUUAUGGUUAAGUGAACAUGAUGCACACUUCUGUAAUGGAAAAUCCUUACCUUUGUGCCUUACCUUUGUGCUUUUUUUUUUUUUUUUGUGGGCAACAUGUUUAACAAUGGACUUUUUCUUAUCUGGAAAAACCUUAGUCAGUUUUAUGUCCUGGAUGCUAACAAACAAGUAUGUGUAAUAUAAUCAACCAUGCAGAAUUCUACUCACGAAGAACAAGUACAUAUUUUUGAAAAGUGAGUAGAUUGUCGCGUCUGGUAGAUUUUUCAUGAGAUUUACUACAUACAUAUACAAAUAUGUACAAUAUACAUGUAUAUGUAUUUAUAUGUAUAUAAUCAGAUUUUGCUGUAUUUGUGCAUCAUAGUGAUUUAUUGAUCUGAUCGUAAUAACCAUCUUGUGACCUGUUGCAAGUGUGAAUGUAAAAUUUAGUUGUGGCAGUUUAAAAGGUUGCCUUUUGAUGCAGAUGCAUCUUUCUUGCUUCUAAACUGUUUGUAAACACUGUACAUUUAUUAUGGUAAUCUGUACUAUUAUGCAGCUUAUUUUACCUUUAAAAUGUUGACCAAUAUUCCUCCCUGCAAGACAGAUGGGAAUGUGUAUAAUACCUUGGACAUUUGAGAAACCAGAUGUUUGUAAUUUGUCCUGUAAAAAGACAAAAGUGAAACAAAACUAAUUAAAGAUUUAUUAGGGCUUUUUA
Molecule: messenger RNA, 4440 nt
Organism: Sceloporus undulatus (fence lizard)
Lineage: Eukaryota; Metazoa; Chordata; Lepidosauria; Squamata; Phrynosomatidae
Gene: LEMD3
Product: LEM domain containing 3
Exons: 13
Coding region: 44-2497 (817 amino acids)
Biological process (GO): nuclear envelope organization; negative regulation of BMP signaling pathway
Cellular component (GO): nuclear inner membrane
Molecular function (GO): chromatin DNA binding
Source: RefSeq, a predicted model, not a curated record